This is a messenger RNA of Astyanax mexicanus (Mexican tetra), 1518 nucleotides long. RefSeq names its product transmembrane protein 30C (gene cdc50c). Gene Ontology annotation, biological process: phospholipid translocation. Gene Ontology annotation, cellular component: plasma membrane; Golgi apparatus; endoplasmic reticulum. Bases 142 to 1200 code for a protein of 352 amino acids. Lineage: Eukaryota; Metazoa; Chordata; Actinopteri; Characiformes; Acestrorhamphidae. The record is from RefSeq and is a predicted model, not a curated record. The transcript is spliced from 7 exons.
CACACACACUCGGUUAGAGGAAGUAGCAGAACCAGAAUACAGGAGAAGCUGUUGAGUUAUUUCUUUAUUUCUGUAUUAAUCGAGUAUUAAUCAGUAUUAAUUUGUGUGUGUGAGGUGUGUGUAAGGUGUGUGUGAGGGGUGAUGGGUAAGGUGCAGGUAGGUACCGGGCCCUUUGCUCGGAGGCCUGAUAACUCUGCGUUUAAGCAGCAGAGGCUCCCGGCCUGGUCUCCGUCUCUCACUCCGUACACUGUGCUGCCUGUGUUCUACCUCCUGGCUGUGGUGUGUGUGCUGCUCGGAGUCUGGCUCUUCAUCACUGUGGAGAACACACACGAGCUGAAGGUUGAUUACACAGAGGAGGGAACCUGCAUUAGAUGCUUUGAAUUACGGAAGGAUCCCAUCCAGGCCAGGAACAGCUGUGACUGUGUCGUCAACUUUAAUAUCCCAAAGACUUUCCCGGGGGAUGUGUUCUUCUACUAUGGACUGGUAAAUUUCCACCAGAACCUGCGCAGGUACAUGGACUCCCGUGAUGAAGACCAGCUGGUUGGGAGGAAGAAGAGCCUGAAGUCGCCCAGUUCCUACUGUGAGCCGUUCGCUCAUGAUGAGCAUGGAGAACCUAUAGCUCCGUGUGGUGCUAUAGCUAACAGCAUGUUUAAUGAUUCGUUCACGCUGACGUAUCAUCCCCCUGAUGGUGCUGAAGUUCCUGUUCCGCUGUACAGGAGAGGAAUCACCUGGUACACUGAUAAAAACGUCAAGUUUCGUAACCCCCCAACAAACACAACACUCCAGCUAGCCUUCCAAGGUACAGCACAGCCGUUGUUCUGGCAGCAGCCGGUGUACGAGCUGGACCCAGCUGACCCCAGUAAUAACGGCUUUAUUAAUGAUGAUCUGAUCGUGUGGAUGAGAGAGGCAGCCUUCCCCAACUUUAAGAAGCUCUAUGGUAUUCUGAUCCGUGCUGAAACCCCCUUCUCAGAAGGGCUGCCUGCUGGAAACUACAGCGUCAACAUCAGCUAUAAUUUCCCUGUUCAGUAUUUCCAGGGCAGGAAGGAAGUAGUUCUGUCCACUGUAAGUUGGUUUGGUGGGCAGAACCAUUUCCUGCCCAUCGCGUACCUGGUGACCGGAGGGCUGAUCUUUAUAGCCGCCAUAGUUCUCACUGUGGUCUAUGUGAAGGUCGGCCGCGAUGGAAAGAACAUGGAGGAGUAGAAGAAACAGGAAAGACCAAAGAGGAGAAGGCAAAAAUGGACGAGUAUGCACUAGCUACACCAGUAAAGCACUGUGUAUUUAUUCUGAUUUAUUAAACAUUUUACAAAUUUUAUUGUUGGUUCAGCCUUAUAAUAUAAUAACCGAAAAGUGAGCCAAUGAUGUCAUACUCUCAGAGUUAUCCUAAAAAAAAAUGUGAAAGAACCAACUGGAUGCAUUAUAUAUAUUUUUUUAACCAGGUUUGAUAUUUCCUGCUGUUUUAAUUCUAUUUCAUAAAUGUAAUAAACAUAAAAUGAUGUUUAAUAACAUCAGUAUAGUUUC